Eupeodes corollae is the source of this 4671-nucleotide messenger RNA. RefSeq lists its product as uncharacterized. The transcript has 6 exons. The record is from RefSeq and is a predicted model, not a curated record. Lineage: Eukaryota; Metazoa; Arthropoda; Insecta; Diptera; Syrphidae. Bases 233 to 4039 code for a protein of 1268 amino acids.
GUAAAAACAUAAUAUAAUUAACGAAUUAUUAAAUUAGUUCUUCAACCCGGGCUUAGUUUGCAAUUUAACCCAAACACAAAAGAAGGAAGUCAAAAAACUUAACAUAAACGAGGUGGCCCAUUUUUAACUUGUCAAUCGGUUGUUUCUUUUUUUUUCUUUUUUUAUGUAUCUACUGGUAUAUCCAUCAACCUAGAAAAAGCCAAUUGGUCAAUUUUGAGAGGUUACUCAGAAAAUGGAUUCGACAUCAUCAAAACAAAAGCAACUCAGCGAUAUAGGUUCAAAAAUACCAGCACCUAUUAAGACAAAUAUUACAAUAUGUAGUGGAAUAGCAGAACCUAUAAAGAGUGCAACUUUAACAACUCCAUCAACCCCACGAAUUGAGCUAAGUCGAGCAUCAAGUUCUUCUCAUCAUGAAGAUAGCCGUGACAGCAGUCCCGAUAAUGUGUUCGAACAGGUUGGCACUGGCACACUACAGGAAACAAUUGGACUAGGCUUCCAUGAAGAAGGUGCUUUGGAAUUGCGUAGCUCAACUGAGGAGUUAUUUUUUAUGGAUCCGGAGGCAAAAAAGGAAGAACAAGAAAAAAUACAACAUCAAAUACAACAUGCACGUCGGUCAUCACCUAUUAUUUUCAAAUUUGAUGAACAUCAAAAUUAUUUACAACACCACCAACGCAAGGACUCAGCCAGUUCUGAAGUUGCAGCACUACUCUGCAUAUCUGGUCGAACAAGUCGGGUAUCCAGUGUUGGUAGCCAAGGAUCGGCAGUCAGUCGAUUGUCUGCAAUAUCAGGUAUAUCACGUUCGCCAUCGCCGCAUCGAAUGCUUCUGGAGACUUCCUUUUGCGGUCCGAAGCCUCUUGAGAAUAUUGUCGAUGGGGGAAUUGUUAGUGUUGUUGAACCCCCAACAGCAGAAAUUCUUGAACAAGUCUUACUCUCACGGAAACAAGAUCCAACACAGGCAGUCUUUGCUGAGGGUAUAAAAAUCGAAUCUUCUCCGCAAAAAAAGAAACCGCCAACGAGCAUUACCAAUGGUGAUACUAAACGGAAAUCAAUCGAUGUUGUGAAGCGUUCAAGUCGACAGACAACCUCAAAAACGGUUUCUUCUAGGACUGCCAAUCGUUUGACAGCAAAUAAGAGUCCCGGACAAUUGGUAGUUGGCAAGACACCCAGUGGAUCUGAGUAUAUUCGCAUUAAUUUAAAACCUGAUCAUAUGUAUAAGGACAAGGGUGUUGCACCUAACGAAAGAGUUGUGGAAGUUGCCAUUCCAGGUGGUGAAAAACAACAUAAGAAACCCAUUUCACUAAGCCUCGGUAAAAAUUCCGCCAUCGAAGAAAAACGUUUGACACCCAGUUUAAGCCCAAAGCCAUCAAGGCACUCGGCACUUUCUAAGGAGGCUAUUGGUAGUCGGUCUCCAUCGCCAGCAAACGUAUCUGUUUCACGAAAGAGCUCAUUUUGUUCGUUGUUCAAACUCAAAGAUUCUCCUGACUCUCCCAAGGAUCGUGUUAGGUCCCGAAGCAAGAGCAGAGAUCGCUCUACACCACAAUCGCAAAAUCCUACUCCGAAUAAACAAAAAUCGGUUUUGGCAAUUUUCAAGCCCAAACGCAUCGAGGGCAAAUCAAAGAGUUCUUCGCCUAUUGAUGCAGAUUUUGAUCGCCACACGCCAACUAGCAGGGUAGACAGUGCAAUGGAAACCUUUCAAAGUGCAGGCUCAAGGCCUUCAAGCAGGCUCAGAUACUACGAUAAGCCAGCCGAUGGGAAGGGAAUACAUAUUCCUUUACACACACCUCCUGAAGAGAAAAAUAUUAACAAACUACUGCAGGAUUCCCAAACCCGACCACAAUCAGCACCCGCACUCAAAGAACCAGUAAAGACACCAUCAAAUUCUUCAAUUACAUUAAAAAGCAAGCAAAAUGAAAUUUCCUCAGUACAAACACCCUUAACCACAGUGAAGACCGAACAGGAAAAUGAAAACUCAAUUUUAGCCGCCCCAACAGCUCUACCCCAGCAUAAUAAAGCCACGAAAAUUCAGUGCAUAGAAAAUCUCGAUGCAAUUCACACGCUUCCCCAAGAUAUCGAUGAGAAGGAACAGACCUGGAGCCUCGAAGUUCAUCAGCAUAGUUCACAAGAUAGCCAAGACACUAUAUUGUCGGAUAAUUCUUUGCCUAAUAACUGCGUUUCCAAAGUCAGCACCCGAACUAAUUUGGGAAAUGUUUCAGAAAAUACCAUAGAUGAAAAUGGCAUUGCAGCGGAAGUGCAUCGAGUCCCUUCGGAGCCUGAGUCAAUACCUCCACAAGCACAGCAAACAGAGGAAUCAUCAAUGGGGAAAGAAAAACGAAGAAUACUCUUUGCCACAAGACUAGGCUCUGGAAGUCAGGAGCAAAUGUUUAGCACACAAUUUAGCCUCUCCAAAACCGAAAGUCUUUCAAGUCAACUCUCUGAGCAUGCUUCUAUCCCUGAAAACUCAGUGCAAGAAGUUCUGCAGCGCAAAGACACUAUAUUGCGACGACCAGAUGACACUGCAGUUACUAAGAAAACUAUUAGCAAUAAAUCAGAAGUUUUAAGAAAGUCCUCCGCUUCAAAGUCGCAAUCGACAUCUGAAGACGAGAAGCAAGCUCCUGCAGUUGCUGUAAUCUUAAUGCGUAAGAAAGAUUCCUUAACCGAAGAAGUAAGACGCAAAUCAUCACGGUCGGCCUCAGAAGACGAUGAUGUUGCAACUCAUAGACAUUCUCGAUACUUGGAAAAUUUUGACGUUCGUAGGAAACUUCAUGAAAAUGUACCAGCAAGGAUGCCAACAACUGCACUAAUACAGCAGAAGAGAGAGCAAAAGAAAGAUGAAAUCAUCCAAGUGGUAGCUGAAAAUCAAGAUCUUGAUCCUGCACUUUCCGUAGAGCCCGAAACCUUGCAAAAGGAUGAAGUUCUUGAAACAGCUAAUGAGUCAACUAACUUAGCUAGCUCUGAAUCGUUUAGUCAACCUUAUCAUAUCCCAUCAGCAGAGAGACAAUCAUUUGUUUCGACUGAUGAGCCAGAGUCUUCUGAGAGCGAACGUGACUCAGAAUCAGAUCCUCAUCGGUUGAAACGUAAUUUAUCACACCACAUAGCUAGUGCCCUUGAAGAUAACGAAAGCACAGGCUUGGUUUCACAAGAUUCAUUUGACGAUGAGCUUCCUUAUAUUCCGACAACACUGCCCGAGGAGCGUGCUCAUGGUGUUGCUCUAAUUCCAAUGAAAGAGCGCUUGCAUAUGGAAUUGAAAACUUGUCCUCUAGAUCGGCCACGUUCUACAACACCUCUCAAUCCCUCACAUCUUGAAGAGUAUUGUGGAAUUGUAGGACCUGAUGCUGGAGACCUAGAUCAUAGGCCACCAAUACGAGGUGAAAAGCUUCGAAUAAGUCUUCCGAAAAAGGACUCCGCUAAGGAUAAAGCACAAAAAUCAAAAUCUCCUCGACGAACGUCAACAUCGAGUGGAAAGAGUUGGUUCGAAUUUGCAGAAGAAGCUAUUCGCGGACCAACCACUGAAAAUAAUAAUAAUAAACUAGCUAGUAUUCCUAAGCUUCCGGAUGAAGUUCAAGCACCUGAAGCUCCUCCUAUAGCUCAAGCCAAUCAGGCUAAUAAUAUCAGAAAGCUAUCUGACCAAUGGAUAGACUUCCAAAAUAUUCCCGAAAAGCGUAAAGCUCCGAAAAAAAUUACAACACUGCCAAAGGACACUCUAGCUGAUAACAAGACUACAAUGGUUGUACAUUAUAACUAUGUCAAGCCAGAGGAAUGUCAGUGCGAAUGUCAUGAAGUUGAGAGAGAAUCCGUACUGACACACAAGUCGAUUGCUUCAGUGGACUUAUUAAAUCCGACUCGAGAAGAUAUGCAACCUCUUUUGGAGCCUGAAAACGUAGAAAGUAUUGAUCCCAGUGAUUCAUCAAGAGAAUACAGUGGCUAUACAGACGAUGAAACCGAAGGUGCUAGAACAAAUGAAAUGCAAACUGAGGAAUUCCCAUUGCGUGGCUUGCACAACUCUAGAAACACGAAGUUCCCUGACAACCGAUAUUCUUAAGAUUUAUAGUAAAUAUGGUCAUAUAAUUAAAAAAGAGAGUUUUAGUUUUAAGGCAGAUUAUAAAAAUUGUUCGAUUUAUAAUAAUUGUAAGCAUAAAUGGUAAAGAAGAAUGGUACCGAUAAAAAACUGGAUGUGGUUAAAAAAAACUAAACUUUCAGUUUAAAACAUUGUUGAUAUUGUUUUGGGCUGUAACGCACAAAGUGGUGGAUUCAAUCCAAUCAGCCCAACAGUCAAAUGUUUUUCAUACACGGGUGCUGCCUCCUCCGAUGAAGUGACACAAAUCACCAUCGGUUCUCCCAACUCUCACUAAGAGUAAUAUGUACUUUACUUCAAUGUAUAGGAUAUUAGUAUCUGCCCUCAAAAUCGUUCAAAGUCUAUGACUGACUUCAACGGUGAUGCCCCUUUAUUAUUUCUUGCACUAAUGCAAGUAUAUAUUUUCUUUAUAACUUAUAAGCUGAAGGUUCCAGCUCAAAGCUUGAUAAAAUCAAGCUCAUAAUCAAGUCUAUUGGAUUCAAAUAACAGACUGGACCAGUUCAAAGGCUAUUCAAAAUUCAGUGUAACAUAUUUACCUUCACAUUUAUUGUGCUUCAUACAUAUAAACUUUAAUACUGCGUUACAUUUUUCAUAAAUAC